Molecule: messenger RNA, 2520 nt
Organism: Bacidia gigantensis
Lineage: Eukaryota; Fungi; Ascomycota; Lecanoromycetes; Lecanorales; Ramalinaceae
Exons: 2
Coding region: 1-2520 (839 amino acids)
Source: RefSeq, a predicted model, not a curated record
AUGGUGGUCUUCGUGCCCUUUGCGGUCAUAAUUCUCGGCGGAUUCGGCUCAAAAAUCGCAUACGAUGUUGUGUGGCCUUGGAUUUUGGAACAUGGAAGGCAAGCUCUCAAGUAUUUCUGGAACGUGUCUCCUGUCCUGCUAGAGGAAUCACGGCCAGAGGCUUUAGCGAUCGCUUUGGUGGACAAGGAGACAAAGCUUCUGACUCUGGGAGGCGAGGAAACAGCAGCUCAAGAUGCAGAAGACGCGGAAACAGCAGAUACCGCAUCAACAUUUCCACCCACAGACGCUUCGUCUACCUUUUCAGCUGCAUCCGCGUCAAGACGUGCAAGUCACGCUCAGGACGUGUAUGACCUUGAGACGCAACAAUCUUUGGUUUACCAGGGAUUUGACACCGUCCGGGCCCAGAUCCGGUUGCUUUACAUUGCAAGGGCGCCUAACCGCGGCGACGAUCUCUAUUGCACUUACAAGCCGGUCCACCUUCAGACGUGCGAGGCGUACACCGCACUAUCCUAUCAAUGGGGCUCAGCGACCACUGACUUACAAACUAUUUCCUUGAAUGGGAGGCCUGUUGAGGUUACGCAAAACCUGUACCAGGCACUAAAGGAGCUCAGAGCCCGAAGGAUUACUACGGUGUGGGUCGAUCAGCUGUGUCUCAAUCAACGAGAUCCAAGUGAAAUGGCCCUGCAGGUUGAAAGAAUGACGUUGAUCUAUAAUCGUGCCGAGUCGGUGUUCGCCUGGCUCGGUUCUGAUAGCUUCGAAUUUCUCGAGCUCAAGCAUAUAUUUGAUGAACUUACUGCAUUUCGUAACCUUAUAGGGUUCCACGGGAAAGCGUUGACACAACAAUAUACCUUGCACGAUUUGCUUCAUAUGUGGAUGCGACAACCGCUUGGAAGUUUUGGAGUCAUGAUGACGAGAGGCCGAGAAAAGUACUUUCCCAAAAUCGAUACACAAUUGAAAAAGAUGUCGCCGAACCUUGGCAAGGAAGACCGAGAAUUAAGAGCAAAGCAACUGCAUUUCUUACAGAUGCUGUCGAGCAUAGUUGCAAACGAUUACUGGCGACGGGCCUGGAUACUGCAAGAGCUAACCGUUGCCUCACGGAUUCAGCUUAGCUGUGGUGAACAUAGCUUGGAUUUCAAUCUGUUCAGCAAAAUCAUCCAAGAGCUUCAAGGUCUUUCAGAGGACAAAAUCUUUCCCGGCUUCACCCGUAACUAUCAGCACAUAUUCAACAUUAUCAUGCUUCGGUCGAAAUGGCAGCCGCGACAGCCAAUUCAUCUUCUCACAGCGUUGCAAAGAAGUCACGAAACAGUUGCGACCUAUGAGUACGACAAGAUCUACUCUCUUCUCGGAGUAUGUUUCGAUUACAACAGAUUUAUGACCGACAUUGACACCGAAUCCUCCAUUGAUGUGAUCGUUAGGCGCAUGACAGAAACAUCCAUUCAGACAACCAGAACAUUAGACAUCAUCUGCCUGCAGAAUGCAACAGGGACCCGCGAUCAUCGUCUCCCGUCUUGGGCGCCCAAUUGGCUCGAUUUUGGUGGUGAUAGGUUCAAUGAUCGACUGAUCAAAUAUUUCACCGGCCAAGACGAACAUCCGAAGCAAGAUGCUGGUGAACAGUAUUGGCGUGCAACAAACGAUAGUCGUCACGAUCCUCAAGAUGACGACCGCGAUGGAAAAGUCCUCAAGGUCAAAGGUCGCCGAAUUGGGUCCAUCUCCUUCUUAAGUGGUGCAGCCACCGACAUCUCAGUGACUCGCUCUGCUACAGAAGUGAAGAAGAGGAACAAGUUAGUAGCAGCCUUGAGAAGCACCGCGAAGCUGCUCGAUCCAUUCGAGAGAACACAAGCAGGCGAUAUCUUCGAAGCACUCACAAUCUACAAACAAAAAGAUCGUGUGGACGACGAAAUGACUCACUUCGACGAUCUCUGGAAAGGACGGACCAUCGACCGCCUCAAAGAGCACGCGCCCACGGCCUGCAAAUGGCUCGAGCAACACAAAGACUUCCUCCUCCACGGCGAGCGCCUGUCCGCAUGGGGCGAAGGCAGCUUCGGCGUCAUCCUGCAAUUCAAAUCCAAAGUCCAUCGCUUCUUACACCAUUUUGUAGACGGCCCCAACACCUCUGGCUCGGCCACCAUGGCGGAAACGGUACAGAGUAGCGUCGAAUCCAUCAACGCGCGCGUGGACAAACUCGCGGAUGCGGUCUCCCGCGUGCUGAAAGAUGGGCUGAGACUCAUGGGAGGGAAAUUAGAUUUGUCGAAGCCGAAGGUGGAGCCGGAAAGUAAAAUCGCGAAGAGGUUCUAUGAGAAUGGGUUUACGGGCUGGGCGCAUCCGCUCGCGAAGCCGGAUGAUCAGAUUUAUCUUCUGAAGGGCUGCUCUAUGCCUGUUAUCCUGAGGCCGGAUGUAGAGAGGCAUGAGGAGUUUGGGCUCACCUUUCGCGUUGUGGGUGAUGCGUAUGUGGUUAAUGCGAUGCAUGGAGAGGCGUGGACGGAUCGGGAAGAGGAUUUGGAGAGGAUUUGUCUUGUGUGA